GCAGACUGGAGGAGUGUUGUGACGUCAUGGCUAAGGGACAGAGGUAGGGAGGGGAAAAGGGAGAAGGGUCGAAGGAUAAAGCAGGGAUGUGACUGCAUCUGUGGGAAAAACAUGAGCCCUCUUAUUUAACGUAAAUAUUAUGAAGCAUAAAUAUGAUUGACUUGUUCACCAACAGAGAAUGCUGAAAUAAAUGACUGAGUGAACCCGUAAAAGUGUGCGCAGACUGAGCUUGGUCCAAAGUGAUGUCAUCUCCAGGAAUGGGCACCCCCAGUGACCCUCUCUUGGCCAGCCCAGGAGGGAGGUCAACAGAGAGGUCAUUGGGUGCCGCUAAUGACGGCCUGUGGAGGGGCUCCGUGCCCAAGACCGCUAGUUUCCCAUUGUCUACGACGCGCCUUCUGAGUCACCGUGCCAACAACUUCCAGAGACACCCAAAGAGGCAGAAGCUGAUCAGACCAUCCCCACCCCCGCCGCCCAACACCCCCUGCCCCCUAGAUCAACUGGAACCCAGUGAGCUGCCCCCUCGUCGCACCUUCCCUGAGCUGCUCUUCAAUGGCUGCAUCCUGUUCGGCAUCGAGUUCAGCUAUGCCAUGGAGACUGCCUAUGUCACCCCCGUCCUACUACAGAUGGGUUUGCCAGACCAGUUCUACAGCCUGGUCUGGUUCAUCAGCCCCAUACUGGGAUUCCUGGUCCAGCCUUUACUAGGAGCUUGGAGUGAUCGCUGUACAUCCCGCUUUGGCCGGCGGAGGCCAUUUAUUUUAGCCUUGGCAAUAGGAGCUCUGCUUGGUUUGACAAUGGUGCUGAAUGGCCGGGACAUUGGAGCUGCAGUGGCAGACACAGCAACCAAUCACAAAUGGGGCAUCAUACUGACCAUUUGUGGAGUGGUUCUGAUGGACUUCAGCGCAGACUCUGCAGAUAAUCCCAGCCAUGCCUACAUGAUGGAUGUGUGCCUGCCAGAGGACCAGGACCGUGGCCUCAACAUUCACGCACUCCUGGCAGGUCUAGGGGGUGGAUUUGGAUACAUCGUGGGUGGGAUUAACUGGGACCACACUGAGUUCGGCAGGUCAAUGGGAGGUCAACUCCGGGUCAUAUACAUGUUCACCAGCGUCACUUUGGUCGUUGCCACGUGCAUGACCCUCAACAGCAUCCCUGAGCGUCCCCUGCCCAGGACACAGCUUCAGAAGAGCACGAAAAGCUCCCUGAAGAGCCCCAGCCUCCCCCUGCCCCCCUCGCCCCCUGUCCCCCCGGCGAUCCUGGGACCGGGCGUGGACGAGGAAGACGACGGUCUCUACAGCUACCAGUACUCUGAACCUCACCUCUCCAACUCGGACGCCGUGGCCCACUCCUGCAGUGCGGAUGCGCGCCUCUGUUCCGGACUUGCCAGCCCCAUCUCGCCCCUUAGCCCCCUGACUCCUAAAUAUGGCAGCUUCAUCAGUCGGGAUAACUCCCUCACUGGCAUCAACGAGUUUGCCUCAUCCUUGGGAACCUCGUAUAUAGACAGUGUACUCAUCGACUGCUACACCGGUCAGCCGUCGCCGCAGCCCCUUGACCAGACCGUACAACCUCCGCCUUUGGGGGACACCACACCUCCCCGGGGACCUCAGCCUGAAACAGGGUCACAGGCUGGGGAAGGAACCCAGUCGCUGGCCACCCAGAUGGGGGCAGGGUCCCAUAGACGUUUGUCCGCUGGUAUUCUAAAGCGCCCACAGAGCCUCGCUCUAGUGGAGGAGCCAGUGAUGACUCAGGGCGGAGGGCCGGAAAAUGGCCGCAGAAGAACGGUGACCUUCAGUCAGCAGGUGGCAAACAUUCUGCUGAAUGGGGUGCGUUAUGAGAGUGACCUGAGUGAAAAUGUGGAGAUAGCAGAUUCACAGAUGUCAAUGAGGCUGCUGUGUAGCGCCAUCUACAGGAUGCCUCCGUCACUACGCAGCCUCUGCACUAACCACUUUUUGGGCUGGCUGUCCUUUGAGGGCAUGCUUCUGUUCUACACUGACUUCAUGGGGGAGGUGGUGUUCGCAGGUGACCCCAAAGCCCCCCACGACUCAGAGGCCUACCAACGCUACAACGCUGGGGUCAGCAUGGGCUGCUGGGGCAUGUGCAUCUAUGCAUUUAGUGCUGCCUUUUACUCAGCCAUACUGGAGAAGCUGGAGGAACGGUUCUCCCUCCGCUCUCUCUACUUCUUCGCCUACUUGGCGUUUGGCCUCGGCACGGGGCUGGCCACGCUCUCCACUAACCUCUACGUGGUGCUGUCACUGUGUGUCACCUACGGGGUGCUCUUCUCCUCCCUAUGCACGCUGCCUUACUCUCUGCUGUGUGAAUACUACCAGAGCCCGCAGUUCUGCGGCUCGUCAGAGGAGGGGACCAGGAGAGGGAUGGGCGUGGACAUCUCUCUGCUCAGCUGUCAAUACUUCCUGGCUCAGAUCAUAGUCUCCGUGGCGAUGGGGCCUCUGACCUCGUUGGAAGAGGAGAAGUUGAAACUGGGGUGUGAUUCGGCAUUCCAUCGGAAAACCGAACCAAAAAGAAGAACCACAUAUCUGUUGUUUGGGUGGCAAGACAGAAUUCAGGAAGAUACAUGUGAACUAUGCUAAAGAUGACGGAGCUGGACAACUUCGAGAGGGAAGGCUUUAGGUUGAAAUCGACCAACAGCAAGUGCUUGUUUUCACCACUAGAGCGCAUGCUUUAGUUAGGGUUUAGACAUGUUUCACCACACUAGACCCAAACAGGUUUACUGGAGUGAUCCAUUCACGUUUGGGUUGGUUUCUUCACACACUGCAUUUGUUCACUCCAUUCAUUGGAUUUCAACUGCUGAAAUAACAUUCCAUAUCCAUGUUAAUCAAGCAGCCAAUGAAAAUAAUAACUUUUACAUUUUGAACAUCUGUUGGGCUAAAAUAGCUUGCUUGGCAUUGCUUGCUCAGAACAUCACACAGUUGUCACUGACACUGUUUCCAGGUACUUUUGAAUGAAUUGUAAUUAUAAUCCAUGCCUGCUUUCAGUUCCAUUUGGGCAUUUUACCGAAAUGCCCACCAUCUUUGAAUUCUCUACAGUCAUGCGUCAUCCCACUUAUCUUGAGCUGGUGAAGAUGCAUCAGCUAAGUGGAAUGUUGAUCAGGUCUCCCUCUAAAGCCACCAUAACAGACUGGACACUCCA
Messenger RNA from Esox lucius (northern pike), 3141 nucleotides. RefSeq names its product solute carrier family 45 member 1 (gene slc45a1). Lineage: Eukaryota; Metazoa; Chordata; Actinopteri; Esociformes; Esocidae. The transcript has 10 exons. The record is from RefSeq and is a predicted model, not a curated record. Gene Ontology annotation, molecular function: sucrose:proton symporter activity. Gene Ontology annotation, cellular component: membrane. Gene Ontology annotation, biological process: transmembrane transport. Bases 243 to 2582 code for a protein of 779 amino acids.